AUUGCUUUCUUCAACUGAAGGGCCUCAACCUCCAAACCACUCAGCGGAUCUGAAUGCCCUUCUGGAUUGUCAGCUAAGUGAUGAACUUCAGUAGGGAUGUGGCCCGGCAGACCAGCUGUUAUACAUAUGUGAUGGAGGAAGAAGAUGCGUCCAUGGCAAACCUAAAUGCAGUUGAGUUGGCAGAGAGGGGUGACCUGGCACUCCUGGAAAACCUGGUGAGGAAGAGCCCAGAGGUCCUGAGUGAGAAAGAUGAAUGUGGUGCCAGUCCCCUCCAUCAUGCUGCUGCAGGGGGCCAUGCAAACCUCAUUCAAUUUAUCACCGCUGUCUUAGGCCCAGAGGUGCUGAACAGCUGUGAUGAGCAGGGUAAUGUGCCUCUACACUGGGCUGUCGAGAGAAACAAAGCAGAUAGUUGCAGGGCUUUGUUGGACCUGGGAGCUGACCCCAACAUCCUCAACACAGCCCUCCUGUCCCCUCUGCACCUGGCGAUCAACCUCAGACACAACAGCCUGGUGGUGCUGCUUUUGUCCUGCAGCGCCACAGAUGCCAACCUACAAGGGGACCUUGGAAACACCCCACUGAUUUUGGCCUGUUCCCUCAAUAACUGUGAGGCUCUCAGCAUGUUGAUAAAGCAUGGAGCGAAGCUCUGCCAGCAGAACAAGCUCGGCCAUUUUGCCAUGCAUGCUGCUGCCUUCGCAGGCUCAAAGAAAGCAAUGGAAGUUAUUCUGAAGGCCGGAGAGGAGUUUGGCCAUGCUACAGUGUCCCACAUCAACUAUUUAGACAAGUCCAAUAGCAGCCCUCUCCAUCUGGCUGUACGUGGCGGGAAUAUCGAGACCAUCCGUCUCUGCAUUGCUUCUGGGGCCAAAAUAGACCAGCAACAGAACGAUCGAUCCACACCGCUUCAUCUAGCCUGCACACAGGGGGCUACUGAGGUUGUGAAAUUGAUGCUCUCCACUGUUGACCAAGUAAAAGACAUCAUCAACCUAACAGAUGGGGCUUGCCAGACUCCUUUACACAGGGCUACAAUAUUUGAUCACACCGAGCUGGCGGAGUACCUCAUUUCUUUGGAUGCAGACCUUAACAGCACCGACUGUAAAGGAAACACUCCUUUGCUGUUGGCCACCUUCUGUGGAGCAUGGAAAACCGUAGCUCUGCUGCUGUCAAAGGGGGCUGAUGUUACUGCAACAGACAAAUGUGGCUGUAACUUCCUUCACCUCGCCAUUCUGCAACCCAAAGGCCUGAAAAAUCUCUCAGAAGAAGUGCUGCAGCAAAACAAUGUGAAGGCAUUGCUGAGCUGUGAGGAUAAUGAGGGCUGCACCCCCUUGCAUUACGCCUGCAGGCUGGGGAUUCAUGACUCAGUGAAGAACAUGCUGGGCCUCUCGGGGCAGGUUGGCCUCGCAUGCAAGUCCAAGGACAAGAAAUCUGCUCUGCACUUUGCUGCUCAGUAUGGACGAAUCAAUACCUGUCAUCGGCUAUUGGAGACCAUCACAGACUCGCGUCUGCUAAAUGAAGGUGAUGAGCGGGGCCUGACACCUCUCCAUUUAGCUUCAAAAGGGGGACACACUAAGGUGGUUCACCUGCUGCUACGUAAAGGAGCUUUGUUCCACAGUGACUAUAAAGGAUGGACUUGUCUUCACCACGCUGCAUCUGAAGGGUACACACAAACAAUGGACAUCCUACUGUCAGCCAACAUCAAGUUAUUGGAUAAAACUGAUGAGGAUGGGAACACUGCGCUCCACAUCGCUGCAAGAGUGGGACAUGUAGCUGCAGUCAAGCUGUUGCUGGCCAGAGGGGCAGAAAUCAUCUUAAACAAGAAUUAUACUUCAUUCCUGCAUGAAGCUGUGCAAAAUGCAAAGAAAGAGGUGGUCAAUGCUGUGAUUGACAGUGGCAGAUGUGAUGAAGCAAUGAAAGAAUUCAUUCCCGGUACUAACCAGCGGUGCCCCAUACUAGACAUGAUUGAGUUUCUGCCUGAGACCUGCAAGCACCUCCUGGACCGCUGUGUGAGGGAGUCUGAUGAUGACCACAACAGCCCUGAUUACAACAUUGAAUACAAUUUCAGAUGGUUUCAGGCUCCUAUUUCAGCAAAGAAGUUAACUGAUGAUUCCGUGAAGGUUCAACCGCUAGCUGCUGUCAACGCAAUGGUGCAGUACAACCGAAUUGAACUUCUCAACCACCCUGUCUGCAAGAAGUAUCUGGCAAUGAAGUGGCUUGCUUAUGGAAGCAAGGCCCAUUUGCUCAACAUGUUUUUGUACCUGUUAGGGCUGUUGCCCUUCACUCACCUGAUUGUGAGACUCAGACCUUCGAUGAACAGCACCGACACAGGCGAGCAUGAAAUCAUCAUGGUGCCUGUAUCUUUCAGAGAGCAAAGUGUAUUCUUGUCCUUCUGCAUGGUGAUGGUUUUGGUCAUGAACAUCUACUCCGUAGUGAAAGAAAUAGUGCAGAUGUCACAGCAGCGCCGGAAUUACUUCCGGGAUUAUUCCAACUUCGCAGACUGGACAUCAGCUGUUUUCUCUCUUUUAUUUGUCAUUCCCCUCAUGCUGAAUGUUCAGGGUUCUUUUCACUGGCAAGCAGGGGCAUUCGGAGUUUUAAACUCCUGGAUUGCAUUUCUUCUUUAUCUCCAGAGGUUUGAGGGUGUUGGCAUCUAUGUUGUGAUGUUUGGGGAGAUCUUAAAGACACUGGUCCGUAUUGUGAUGCUGUUUAUGUACCUGAUGUUGGCCUUCAGCCUGGCAUUUUAUGCCCUGAUGCUCAACAAGAGGGAAUUUAGCAGUGUGCCGCUCUCAGUGAUGCAAACCUUUGUGAUGAUGGUCGGGGAACUUAACUACCAGGGCAACUUCCUGGAUGCUCUUCUGAAAAAUGAGCUUCCCUUUCGGCUCAUGACAUACUUUAUUUUUGUGCACUUUGUUCUGCUGAUGCCAAUCCUGCUGGUGAACCUGAUGAUCGGUUUAGCAGUUGGAGAUAUUGCUGAAGUUCAAAGAAAUGCUGCCCUGAAACGAAUAGCAAUGCAGAUUGAUCUUCACACUGCUCUGGAAGACAAGCUCCCAUACUGGUUUAUGAAAAGAGUCGACAAGCCCUCCAUCACCAUCUAUCCCAAUCGCAAGUGCUCCAAGCACUUCUUAAAACAACUCAUCUCAGGUGAAGAGGAACAAAAUGAAGUCUGGAGUCAUAUGAAGUCAAAGUCACAAAGCUGCACUUUGCUUGAGAAUGAAAUCAGAAAGCAGAAGUCCAGGAUGAAAGAGAUGUCAAGCAUGCUGGAGAAGCAGCACUGCCUACUGAAACUCAUCAUUCAGAAGAUGGAGAUCACUUCUGAGGCUGACGAGUACGACGGACCUGUGAGCGUCCGUGGCAACAUGUGGCCCAGCUUGAGUCAUGCCACAGCAAAAGGCCGCAGCACAUCUCGGUGGGUCCCGCUCAUUAAGGCCCUCGAGUCUAAACGCAAGUGAAGAGAUUAAGGCAAACACAGCAACAAUUAUACAAUUUUGUAUUAUAUAUUUUCACAAUAUUAUGCGACUAUAGAUGCAAAUGGUAUAAAUAUGGUAUAAAACAGUCAUUAAUAUACUUAAUUAUGUGAAGAUAGAUUAGCAGAAUUCAUUAUGUACUCUGCAUGCUACCACAGGCAAUUUAAUGCAGUUAACUGUCUGACAGUUUUUCCCAUCACUUUGGCUCAUUUUUUGAAAAGAUUUUAUUUCUGAUACUUCUUUAAGAUGUAAAAGCUAUUUCACGUGACAGCAGAUGACAUGCCAGGUCUCACUUGUAUACACAUUUAUUCAAUCAUCCAAAAUAUUUAAUAGAUGCUUCAAAAUCAGACUGCACUGGUCAGAAAUGAGUCAAAUAUACAUAGAAACAUAGUACAUUUACUGUAAUAAGAACAUGUAGCAUUUUUUUUUUUCAUUGCAUUAUCAAACUAUACAAAUUCUCCUGCUCCACUUACACAUCCUGUCAUGUUCACCAGGGCAGAUAAAUUCCUACAAAUUACAGUUGAGGUUUUCCCCCUCAUUUUACUAGAAUAACAUAACAUCAUACCUCAAAUGAUGUCAAAAUGGUAGUUUUAAUCUCAUCAGUUAUGGACAGCAAGUCAUGUUACUUUGUGAAGGGAAUUGUGAUGUCACAAACAAAAUGUCAGGUCUUAUGUCAUGAAUUAUCUGCUGUGUCAGGUUACAAAUCCAUCCAUCCAUUUUCUAUACCCGCUUAAUCCAAUUCAGGGUUGAGAGGGAGCUGGAGUCUAGCCCAGCUGCUAUCAGGCAAGAGGCACAGUACACCUUGCAUAGGUCACCAGUCCUUCACAGGGCCAACAGAGAGACAAACAAGACAAACAACCACAAUCUAUAAUGCAUGUUCUUGAACUGUGGGAGGAAGCUGGAGUACAUGUAAAAAACAUGUGUAUGCACAUACAAACUAAACAGAAAGGCCCCAGCUGAGGUCAAAUCCAGGAAAGUUUUUGUUGUGACCACAGUUAGAAAAAAAGUACAAGCAACUGUGCAAACUGUGGACAACUGAGUUAACUUUUAAAAUAUAUGAGUGAAAAGAUGUGCAACUUGCCAAGUGAUUAAUUCAGCUCUGUUGUAAACAAACUAAAUGCUCACAUACUUAAGCAUACGGUUCUAAAAUAAAUAGUUUGCAUUCAAGACUUGAGCCAAAGCAAAUGAGAAAACUGUAGUUCUGCUGAACUGAGCACUGAACUAUUGGAAUAAUAGUGGAAUAAUUAGUAAAAUUUGUCACCAGCAUCCAGCAAGUGACAAUAGGCAUGUGCUUAUAAAAGUAAUUUUUUUGUUUUGUAUGCAUUGUUACCAUGUGGCUGUAAUCUUGUAAUGUGUCUCUGUGUUUUUAAUCUUUCACAUAACCUGUGUAAUCUCUUCAUUUGUUUCACACAACCAAAUAAA
Melanotaenia boesemani (Boeseman's rainbowfish) is the source of this 4874-nucleotide messenger RNA. It is a transcript of the gene trpa1b, whose product is annotated as transient receptor potential cation channel, subfamily A, member 1b. Gene Ontology annotation, molecular function: protein binding; monoatomic ion channel activity. The coding region runs from base 81 to 3437 and encodes 1118 amino acids. Gene Ontology annotation, cellular component: membrane. The transcript has 28 exons. NCBI's taxonomy places the organism in Eukaryota, Metazoa, Chordata, Actinopteri, Atheriniformes, Melanotaeniidae. The record is from RefSeq and is a predicted model, not a curated record. Gene Ontology annotation, biological process: transmembrane transport; monoatomic ion transport.